Myripristis murdjan (pinecone soldierfish) is the source of this 2024-nucleotide messenger RNA. It is a transcript of the gene ovol1a, whose product is annotated as ovo-like zinc finger 1a. Lineage: Eukaryota; Metazoa; Chordata; Actinopteri; Holocentriformes; Holocentridae. The record is from RefSeq and is a predicted model, not a curated record. The coding region runs from base 511 to 1584 and encodes 357 amino acids. Gene Ontology annotation, cellular component: nucleus. Gene Ontology annotation, biological process: epidermal cell differentiation; regulation of transcription by RNA polymerase II. Gene Ontology annotation, molecular function: DNA-binding transcription factor activity, RNA polymerase II-specific; RNA polymerase II cis-regulatory region sequence-specific DNA binding. The transcript has 5 exons.
GCGCUGCUUUUGACCCACCUCUGUCGACUGUGUGUGUGUGUGUAUGUGUGAGUGUGUGUGUGAGUGGUCAGGAUACGUUAUCUACCUCUUUUUUCCUCAGGCCGCUCUCUCUCUCACUCACCCACACGAACACGCACUCCCGUUAUUUGACGGCGCAGCGGCAGACAUUCGCCUUACCUGUCCGGGUUGCUCACCUGAGCGGACUCACCUGUCCUGACGCCGAGGGGAUUUUUUUGUCCAUUUCUGCUUCAGCGCUGCAAAAACAAACCAGCUUAAGCCUUCGAGGAUAUAUAAAAGCGACUUUUAAACGGGGGCAAACUGCGAAAACAGAAGAAAAGUUUAAGGAGAGCGGCGAAAAGGACCGAUACCUUCCGUUUUCACCUCUCCCAUGAUCCUUCCAGAAGGCGUGGGGCGACUUUGGAGUUUGCUUUUGUAACUUUUAGCUGAAUUUCGCUCCGUCACUUUGAAGCGGCUUCUCCGCCAGCCAAAGGGGCGCAGGCUUAAUUGAGCAUGCCGAGGGCCUUUCUGGUGAAAAAGGCGAGUGUUUCGCCGGGAAAGCGGAACUGGAGCGAGCUGCCCGACCAUGAACGAGGCGACGUCUACAUCCCAGUCUCCAUCUUCCCUCCGUCCAGCCUGAUGAUGGAAGCUGAAGCCAGCCCCGCUGAGGCGAUGCCACUCUGCCUCACCAAGCGCACACACACUCUCUCUGACACACACGCGCGUGCCGAGCUGCCGUCGUGCACAGUGCUGGGCCAGCCGCAGAGCCCGGCGGCGGUGGUGGCAGCGGCGUCAGAGGAGAGGUCAGAGGUCAGGUCAGAGGUCAGGAGGAGGUCACAGGGCGGCUCCACGUACGUCCGAUCCAAAAUCAAGGUAACUACAGGCGAGUUACCCCCUGAAACUUCUCCCCGUCCUCUCCCUCUUCCUCCCAUCCCUACCCAGCCCACCUUCACCACAGACAUUACCAUGGCUCCCGUUGCCUUGACAACAUCCACUGCCACCCUGCCAGCGGUCACCACGGUUACCAGAUCGGCGGGAAGUAAAAGUUCAUCAUCAGGGACGACAGGAGCAUUUGUGUGCCAGGUUUGCCAGAAGACUUUCCAGUAUCAGCGGAUGUUGAACAGACAUGUCAAGUGCCACAACGAGACCAAGAGACACCUGUGCGACUUCUGCGGCAAAGGCUUCAACGACACCUUUGACCUCAAGAGACACGUACGCACACACACAGGAGUCCGUCCCUACAAGUGCGAGUUGUGCGACAAGGCCUUCACGCAGCGUUGCUCCCUCGAGUCCCACAUGAAGAAGAUCCACGGCAUCACCCAGAAGUACGCCUACAAGGAGCGACGCAACAAGCUGUACGUCUGCGAGGAGUGCGGCCACACGGCGGGAACUCAGGACGACCUGAUGAUCCACCUCCACUCGCUUCACCCCAACAGUCCCUUCCUGAAGAGCAAGGCGGCAAGGAGAGCCGGAGGCACAGGAGUCGGAGGACGAGCUGAAAAAGAGGGAGGAUCAGCAGGGGGAUCCAUGCCGUCGUCUCCACAAGGCGCCGAGAGCGACGAUACCACUGGUUCAGCUGGACAGUAGAGGGAAGGAUGGGUGGAGGGAGGGAUGAGAGGGAGAGAGGGGUGUGCAAAGCAGACAGAUGAUUAACCAAAAGGAGAUGGAUGAAGGAUGGAUGGAGUGAGGUGAAUAAGAAAGGCAGAAAUGGACAAAAAACACAGGAGCAGCGAUGGAGGAAGUGUUGGCUUGACUUGUUUGUCAAAUAUAUAGGAAGUAACCUCAAUGGGAAUCAUGUACCAAAUAAGGCCAAGUCUCACAUUAGGUGACAUAUUUUACAUGAGAUUAUAAUGCCUAAGAGAUUAUUAACAUAUUCCUCACAUUAGUCGGGUCUUUCCAAUAGCAGCAUCAUUUUCUUCCUCUGGUUUGUAUAUGAAUAUCACCUGUGGGGUUUUUCUGUACAGUGAAAAAGUUUUCUAUGAAAAAAUUACUUUAUUCAUUAAAGGGAGUAAUAUAUUACUUGAGAA